Messenger RNA from Aspergillus mulundensis, 354 nucleotides. RefSeq lists its product as uncharacterized. The transcript is spliced from 2 exons. Gene Ontology annotation, biological process: amino acid transmembrane transport. Bases 1 to 354 code for a protein of 117 amino acids. NCBI's taxonomy places the organism in Eukaryota, Fungi, Ascomycota, Eurotiomycetes, Eurotiales, Aspergillaceae. The record is from RefSeq and is a predicted model, not a curated record. Gene Ontology annotation, molecular function: amino acid transmembrane transporter activity. Gene Ontology annotation, cellular component: membrane.
AUGUCCAGCUUUAAGAAUACUGAGAAGGGCGCGGCCGCGCAAGCAUCCGACGGCCACAGCGUCGACACAGACCGAGAACAAGGGUCAACGCAUUCAAUCGGCAGCACCUAUGUCCAUGGCCGUGACUCUCAGCGUUUGCAGCGCAAGCUAGGCGCAAAAGAAGUGCAGCUCUUUGCCCUCUCCGCUGCUAUUGGAACAUCCAUUUUCGUGACUAUUGGAACAGCUCUCCCCAAGGCUGGCCCAGCUGGCCUCUUCAUCGGCUUCUUGAUCUGGGGUGUUUGUGUGCUUUGCGUUAAUGAGUGUUAUGGUAGAGCUGCCCUCACUCCCGCGUUUCGCGUUUCAAGAAAUAUCUAA